AGACGCAACGAGCUGUAUAGUCGUAUCCGCACCGUUGUUGCUGGGACCAAAUCCACUGCAACGGUGCAAUUCUGCUCGGGCAUAGAGAUGAAAGGAGUCUUCCUCAUAGUUGGGAAGAUGACUAUUCUCAUUCUAAUAGUCUUGUACCUUGCAGCAUCCAUUUCCUAUGCGCAGCAAGACCACGAAUCUUCAUCUUCUUCAGAAACAAAGUCGCAAAGGAGAGUGAUAGACGUGAAAGGUGGACCGGAAUCAGUAGUAUGGGUGGUGCAGCUCUCCGAUCUCCAUUUCAGCGUGCACCAUCCUGAUAGAGCCGUUGACUUCAGAGACCUUGUGGGUCCGGCUCUCUCCAUCAUCAACCCUUCUCUUGUCCUCAUCACCGGUGAUCUCACAGAUGGCAAAAGCAAGGACUUGUUAACAAUGAAGCAGAAUGAGGAUGAAUGGGUUGAAUACAAGAAUGUAAUGGACGAUGUUGUGAAAAGGAGUGGACUUGACAAGAGCAUCUUCUAUGAUCUUAGAGGGAAUCAUGACAAUUUUGGUGUACCCCUUGUUGGUGGUUCAUUUGAUUUCUACUCCAAGUACAGCAUCAAUGGGCAGUUGGGAAGAAAUGGGCAUGUCAAUAGUGUCACUCUUCAGAUUGGUGAGCAGAAACAUCUGUUUGUAGGUUUGGAUAGCACAAUGUCAGUUGGUUUACGAGGUCCAACUAAUCUUUUUGGACAUCCAACCGAGCAACUAUUAACUGAAAUAGAUUCAGAGCUAUCACAGUGGAAUUCUGAAUUGUAUAAACCAAUCAGCAAGAUUUCCUUUGGGCAUUUCCCCCUUUCAUUCUCAGCAUCCUCUCACUCUGGGAAGAGCUUGAAAGAUGUUUUCCUCAAGCAUUCUCUUUCAGCCUAUCUGUGUGGGCAUCUUCAUACAAGAUUUGGAAAGAACUUAAAAAGGCACCACCAGUUGAGUCAUCAUUUUCUAUCCUUUCAGAAGUUUUUCCAGUUUAACAUACAUAAAAUACCCUCAGAAAGCAGUAAAAACUGUUCUUUUGGAGCUCCUUCAGUUGACGAAUUCUGGGAAUGGGAGAUGGGUGACUGGAGAAAGAGUAGAGCCAUGCGCAUUCUGGCUAUUGAUAGAAACCAUGUUUCAUUUGUUGAUAUUGAUUUCAAGUCAGGUGCCAAGAAAACUAUCAUAUUGCCAACAUUUCCUCUGGACUCACGUUUCAUGUCAACAUCUUCAUCCAAUCACGACUACGAAUGUGAAUAUAUGCUUCCAUCAUCUUAUGAUACAGUGAGAGCUUUGGUGUUUUCUGUUUCUCCAAUUGCGUCAGUUGUGGCUAAGAUCUUUGAUUCAAGACAUGGACAUUUUGAUAUUGUCAUGGAAGCACCAAUGAGCAAGCAUAAAGAUGGUGCCUCUAGGGGAGAUCUUUAUACGGUUCCUUGGAAUUAUAAAGCAUUUGAGGACCCAUCUGCUGAUAGAUUCUGGCUGCAAAUAGAAGCAACUGACAUCAUGGGCAGAACGACUUUGACUGAACUAAGACCUUUUGCUGUUAAUGGCCUAGGUGCCAGAGUCUCGUGGACAUGGAAGGAGUUUUUUGUCAUGGGUUGUCAGUGGGCUGCCUUAUAUUACCCAAUUCUUUGGUUGGUUUUUUAUGUACUACUCUUUCUGCUUCUCAUUCCGAAAGCUUUUCUUCUUUUUUCAAGGAGGCAAUACACAUUCAAGAAUUUUAUUGCUGAGAAAGGCUUCAUAUAUACCAUAGUUUGGCUUUUGCAAGAACUCUGCAGGGUUCCUAUAUUGUGGUUUGGAUUUUUGGGAUACUUAGUCCACCUUAUGUUGUUUCCUUGGAUGGUUGGAAAGGUUUUUACAGACGGUGUGGACUGGGGGUACAUGACUUAUGUGGGAUGGGUGGUGAAGUCCUCCAGUGGUCAGGGAAAACAUGAAUAUAUUGGAUCUCCUGAUAUCAUGGUGGUUGUUCUUCCUCAUCUCCUUCUUAUAUUUUUACCUGCUAUGUUAGUCACAGGGGCCUUGACUGCUGAGAGAGGAGCCCAUAGGCAUCAUUUUCUGUCACUUUCAGCCAAGAAAGAAGAUGACUAUGAUAGUCAAACUAAGGUCUCUGCCAAAUUAAAUUACGAGUGGAGUAAAAGAUCAAAGUUCCAUUUUCGUGAGCGAUGGAUCCGGAAAAUCCUCUUGGUUCUUUGCCUGGCUAUUUGUUGGGUACAUUUCAAGAAAUGCUUAGCACUCAUGAAAGCUUAUGAGAUGAACCCAUUAUAUUUUCCGGGGUAUAGCCUUGGUAUUCCAUUAUUGUUAUUUUAUGCCAUCUACAACACUAAGAAGGCUUAACCAGAGAACGGUUGGUUCACUCACUCUUCUCCAAGCAGUUUGCUGAUGCUAUUCUGGAAGCAACUUUCUAUACUUGAUAUGGAAGUGUCAUGACACUAGUAAUG
Molecule: messenger RNA, 2426 nt
Organism: Rubroshorea leprosula
Lineage: Eukaryota; Viridiplantae; Streptophyta; Magnoliopsida; Malvales; Dipterocarpaceae
Source: the annotation of a GenBank genome assembly